Molecule: messenger RNA, 655 nt
Organism: Danio rerio (zebrafish)
Lineage: Eukaryota; Metazoa; Chordata; Actinopteri; Cypriniformes; Danionidae
Source: RefSeq, a predicted model, not a curated record
UUUCUGGACGGAGCAGUAAUGGGACGCGCCCCAAACACUUCCUAAUAAACACAGCUCGAUCAUUCAUUACAUUAAAAACGAGCCAAAACAUUCCACCUUUUCAUGUAGUUUGGAUAUAUGGCUUCAACCAUGAUUCCAUACACUGUCAACAUUAAACUGGCCGCACGGACACUGACCGGAACCCUUAAUUUGCAGAACAAGACAGCAGUGGACUGGGGUUGGCAGGGUCUGAUCGCUCAAGGCUGUCACUCUAGCAUCCUCAUCAUUGAUCCAAACACAGCUCAGACCAUUCAGGUCCUGGAGAGACACAAAGCCAAUGUAGUCAAGGUGAAAUGGUCCAGAGAAAACUACCACCACAGUCUGAGCUCACCCUACUCCCUGCGUCUGGCAUCUGCGGAUGCGGCAGGGAAGAUCAUUGUGUGGGAUGUGGUGAGCGGUAUGGCACACUGUGAGAUCCAAGAGCACAGCAAACCCAUUCAGGAUAUGGACUGGUUGUGGGCUCAGGAUGCUUCUCGUGAUCUUCUUCUGGCCGUUCACCCUCCCAACUAUAUUGUUCUGUGGAACGGAGACACGGGCACCAAACUGUGGAAGAAGAGCUACGCUGAGAACAUCCUGUCCUUCUCAUUUGACCCCUUUGAGCCCUCUAAUCUGGCAU